UUUAAUUUAAAAUAAAUAUUUGAAAAUAAUUUUAAUUAAUUUUUUAAAUGUUGCAUUGAAAUAAUGCAAUAUUAUUCUGUUGUAUUAUUUUAAUGCAGAAAUAAUAUUUUAUGGCAUUAAAAUAUUUUAUUUUAAUGCCAUAAAAUAUCUUUAUUUUAUGGCAUUAAGUUGCACCUAAUUCUGGUUAAUUUAGUUAAAUUUUAUUGUGCUGAUUUGAUCCAAGCAGCUCCAGUUUAUCCAGCUGCACUUCAUCCAUGCUGGUUGAUGGCAUCACAUGAUUUUCUUUUUUCUCUUUACACCAAACGUUGCGCGUCCCUCUCUUCCUGGGUGACGUUGAGUUUAAAUCUGUUGAGCCUGAUAUUCUGUCUGAUGCUGUGAUCGUUCUUCAUUGUUGACUCUCUGAAUCUGCGAAAUGCAUCUUUGAGAAAAAAGAAACGUUUUUCUCGUACUGCAUAUUUUACCACAUAUUAAUCUUUGCUACUUUUGCAGCUUCAUGACUACAACUGAUGUGUUUAAAUGGUUUACAAUUGGUGAGCCCCCGUAGCCCACCCCUCUGCUAUUAAUGGUAUGGAUGUUGACCUCUGUGGCCCUCGUAUGAUGUUUCCUGUAACCCCUCGAUGCAACAUAGAUGUUCCUGUCAUGGCUUUUUCAUUGAGAUACUGAAAAACGCUACUGUAAAUGUUUUCAGCUGAAUGCACUGUGUGUUGAAAAAAACUAUAAUGGAUCAGGAAAUGACUCCAAAAAAAUAGUAUAUAGUGUAACUAUAGUGAAAUGGUUAUAUGAUGCAUUUUUGAUUUUUUUUUAUUUAUUUCAUAUUCCGUUAUGUUUUAAAGGAGGACUCCCAGUCAUUUUAAAUGGUAUGGUGUUGUAAUGUAACCAUUAAACCCAGUAAGGGAUGGUUUAAUGGUUGGAGCUGCCUGUAAAUACACUCAGCCCAUAUAAAGUAUAAACAUUUAUGUUGUAGCAUGGUAACUGUGUGUCUGGAAGAAAACAAGUGGAUCAUUGAUCUGAUUUGCUGUUGUUGAAUAAAUGUUCCUCAACAUUUUGACUCAUGUCUUAAUCUAUUUUUUGUUUGUUUGUUUGUUUUAAAGCCAAGAUUUCUAAUAGUUGGCAGAAAACAAAGUGAUUAUCCACCUGAAUCUAUUAAUAGUCUCAUAAAAAUACAGUAAAAAAAUGAAGUGGAAAAGAGUCAGUGUUAAUAAUGUAAAGUUUUGUCAUUUUCUUUUACCAUCUAAGCCAUUAAUGUACUGAUCUUCCUUUUCAUGUGAUACUUUAUCAACAUUAUUUAUACAUAUUAACAAUAACAAGUAGAAUAUGCACAGCAUAAAACAAGUUUCUUAUCAUCAUUGGAAUUAUAAUUUAUUUAUAUUAUGCUUUGAUGCAGCUUUUUUCAGAAGCUGCUCGUUACGUGGAUCUAAUUUUUACCACCAGAUGGAGACAAAUAUAUUUAUACAGUGAUGUUAAAUAGUCAGAUUCAAGUCAUUUUAUUUGUAAAUUCAAAUGUGAUUUGUGUUUAAUCAAUGAAGAUGCUCUGUGCUAACCAUCAAAUGUUUCGCAACAAAUUUAACCGGUAAAUGGUUUUUGUCUCACUUGUCAUUCUUAGAAUGAGUUUAUAAAACCAAGCUACAUUUAUUAUUAAUAACCAAGGAAUAAAACCGUUUAGUGAAAUAAAAUUCAAGUAAAUGACAAUAAUGUGAGAAAAAAAACUAAAAUAAUGAACAUAUAAUGGUCAAACAGAGGCAAAUAAAAAUCAAGCUAAAUUUAAAUAUCAACUUAAAUGUCUUUACUAAGAGGCUAUUUUGAUUUUUCUGAUAAAAUAAAUUGUGUCUAACCUUAAAAGCCACUGGUGAAUAAGUGUACUGUUUUUUAAAUCCCUUGAACAGCAACUCCUGCUGAGUUGGGUUCUUGUUAAAAGAAGGUUGUUUGUUUCCACUGUCACCACAAACUUCCUCAGGAAAAGGGAAUGCUGCAAAAAUCCCAAACAUGAUGAAAUCACGGAUUUCUUUCCACCAACUUUCAAUAAUUGAAUUUAUCUGGGCUGUGAUAUAACUAGGGUUAAAUUAAAUAUGAAUAUGUUUAAGUUAUUGGGUUGCUUUCAUUAUAUGAUACAUUUAGUGUAUCAUAUAAUGUGUGUCUUCUAAAGUUCAUUUGAUGACAUCAUGUUUGUUGUGAAAUAAUCACGUUUUUGUGUUUUCACUGAGGCAUUUGUGCAUAAAUAACGUAGUGAUGCAGUUUUUACUUGUCUUUAGCUUGAAUUUUUCUGGAAACCUGCAAAAAGUAAACUGAACUAAAACGAAACAGGACUGAAAAUAUUUUGGUUUACAACAUCUCUCUUAUUUGUUGUUCCUUUAUGAUUAUGUAAAACACUGCCUUGUGUACUAGUGUUGACAAAUAGAUGCCAAAUAUACCCAAAACAAUAAAGUGAAGCAAAAGAUAAAUAGUCAAAUGUUGUGUUUUUUUUAUAAUUGAAUCUAUUUGAUAACCAUUUAUAUUUUAAAGAGUUUGUAUUCAGUUUAAACGAUGCCAAGUGUGCUCACAUUAAUUAUGUGUAGGGACGAAAUGGUGAAAUCAAACAGAGAUACCUGAAGCUGGCAUGAGUUUAUAGUGAUCUCUUUAUAUCCUGCUGUUGUCAAUUACCGAGAUUACCGAGUGUGAGAGAGUGAAACCAAUAAUAGCCUCAGUGAUCAGACUACCCCCGGCUAUUCUCUGAGCUCAGCUAACUGGAUGGAGACAUUUGGCAGCGGUUAGCUUAUUAAAACACUUCGAAGUGAACAAAGCAGCGAUGAGCCGACAAGUUUUUAACGGGACAUCUUCAUCGCUGAACUUCUCCACAAGAAUUACAGGCAAUGGCUGUUCACACACAAAUCUAAGAGAGGAUGACUGGGACACGCUGCGUUUUGAGCUUACAAAGACGGAGGAUGAGAUUCAGACAUUGAGGCAAGUGCUUUUGGCAAAAGAGAAGUAUGCAGCAGACAUCAGGAGGCAGCUGGGGAUGAGUCCGCUCAGUAACGUGAAGCAGAAUCUCUCCAAAGGUUGGCAGGAAGUCCAGACCUCAGCUCCAUAUCUCACAGCCUCUGCCACUCUGGAGGACAUCAGCAACUCCAGCGUAUACGUGAGGACACGAGACGGUCUGUCUCAAGCCGGCCAGGUGACAUCUGCUGCUCUGUCCAACGUGGGCGUGGCCAUCACCAGAAGGCUGGAGCAGAUGAGAGCCUUGCCUCUUCCCAGCCCGCCACGGACCCUGAGCCAUACCAUUAGUGUGCCAUCUAUGAGGCAUUCAUCCACAUUCAAGUCUAUUGAAGAACUUGUUGGCAGUGUGAAGGAUAAAGUGACUGGAGGCGUGUCAAACAGUGAAGAGGCGUCUGGAUUUGAAAGAAGAUCCUCACGCAACCAAACCUGAGAUGAAUCGAUUUUAUGCAAAUCACAAAAAUUUCUCAAAGUUAAAAAAAAAAAAGUGAAUUCUCUCCCUCAUCAAUAUGCAUGUUUGUUUUUUUCAGUUUCUUUGUUGAUGCAGAUUAAGAAAUUGAAUGUACAAUACAAGUUGUCUAAGUAAAAUAAUUUAGAUGUAUUUAAACCUUUGAAUGUUUUAAAAUGUGUUCAUUUUAAUAUGCUGGUUAUUUUUGACAUGCUUGUAUCUCCAUAUUCUGAAAUCAGAUGUACUACAAGGUAUUUUUGUAAUGUCAGAUUUUUCAAGUAAAGGCUUUAGAAUACA
Molecule: messenger RNA, 3712 nt
Organism: Xiphophorus hellerii (green swordtail)
Lineage: Eukaryota; Metazoa; Chordata; Actinopteri; Cyprinodontiformes; Poeciliidae
Product: tumor protein D54-like
Exons: 9
Coding region: 2783-3400 (205 amino acids)
Cellular component (GO): cytoplasm
Source: RefSeq, a predicted model, not a curated record